AUGGCUACCUCUACUCUACCAUUUCAAUGCCUCACCUCCUCCCCCUCCCUCCCUUCAACAACCGGCCUCGGCAUCCGCCUCUCCUUCUACCUCCUCUGGUUCGGUCUCAUCCCGGCAACUCUCCUCCGAUCCGCCUCUCCAGCACCCUACACCGUUCUCCGAGCAACUCACGCCAUUCUCUGCUACGCCGUCUUUAUCGGCCUAGCAAUGAAAGUCGCCUCUCCCAGCUCAGACACAGCCUACUUCGGAGCAGCAGAAGUGUACAUCGCCACCUUGCUUGAAAGACGAAAAGCGGAGUAA
Messenger RNA from Sordaria macrospora k-hell, 300 nucleotides. RefSeq lists its product as uncharacterized. Lineage: Eukaryota; Fungi; Ascomycota; Sordariomycetes; Sordariales; Sordariaceae. The record is from RefSeq and is a predicted model, not a curated record.